Molecule: messenger RNA, 8712 nt
Organism: Gopherus evgoodei (Goodes thornscrub tortoise)
Lineage: Eukaryota; Metazoa; Chordata; Testudines; Testudinidae
Gene: PBX1
Product: PBX homeobox 1
Exons: 9
Coding region: 661-1971 (436 amino acids)
Biological process (GO): embryonic organ development; animal organ morphogenesis; eye development
Cellular component (GO): nucleus
Molecular function (GO): DNA-binding transcription factor activity, RNA polymerase II-specific; RNA polymerase II cis-regulatory region sequence-specific DNA binding
Source: RefSeq, a predicted model, not a curated record
CCUGAGCUAAACAAAAGCAGGAGACAGAGGGGGUGCUGGAGUUUGCAGAGACAUAGAGAGGAAAGGGAGGGAGGGUAUUUUGCUUGCUUUGCUGCUGGGGUGGGGGCAGAGCUCUGGCUUUUGCAAGAAGAAGGGGAGAGGAAAAAAGAAAGCAAAGCAGCCCACCCCCUUUGAGAUCGCUCUGGCAGUGGCUGGAGGGGGGUGGGGGAAAGUUUGCCUUGCAACCUUCCUUCGCCUCUGCCUUCCCCAGAUCAAUGCCUAUUUGCAAGAGGAUUAAGAGGCAGAUUUAAAGGCUGAUAGCUCAUUUCUGCGAUUGCAAAAGGAGCCCCGGACUAAGAAAGCAGCCAGAAUCCAGCUCUGAUCCCCCCGCCCCAAGUGGCAAGGAGGUUUAUUUUUCUUGCUUUUUGGAGUCUUCCUCUUCCCCCUCCCCCCACCCCCGAGUCUCUUUUCCUCCCUCCCAGAAGCAACGGGAUCCCCCUCCCCCCUUUCUCGUUUUGCCUUUUUUUAAAAAAAAUUUCCUCCUCCCGAGAAGAAGGAUUUGGAGCCAGCGUGAAGGAUAAAAAGCCUGGUUGCUCCCUAGGAGGCGCGCCGAAGGAGCAGGAGGGAGAAGGAAGGAAGGAAGGAGAAAAGGGACUGCUGCUGCUGCUGCUAGCUUGGGCGAUGGACGAUCAACCCAGGUUGAUGCAUUCCCAUGCUGGGGUGGGGAUGGCAGGACAUCCCGGCCUGUCCCAACACAUGCAGGAUGGAGCAGGAGGGACAGAGGGCGAGGGAGGCAGGAAACAAGACAUUGGAGACAUUUUACAGCAGAUCAUGACCAUCACAGAUCAGAGUUUGGAUGAGGCACAAGCCAGGAAACAUGCUUUAAACUGCCACAGAAUGAAGCCGGCCCUUUUUAACGUCUUGUGUGAAAUUAAAGAAAAAACAGUUCUAAGUAUCCGGGGAGCCCAGGAAGAGGAGCCCACAGACCCACAGCUGAUGCGGCUGGACAACAUGCUGUUGGCAGAAGGCGUGGCAGGGCCUGAGAAAGGAGGAGGCUCAGCAGCGGCUGCAGCCGCAGCAGCAGCAUCCGGAGGGGCUGGCUCAGACAAUUCUGUGGAGCAUUCUGACUACAGAGCUAAACUCUCGCAGAUCCGACAGAUCUACCACACGGAGCUGGAGAAAUAUGAACAGUUUUUCUUGCCGUCCCAGGCGUGCAACGAAUUCACCACCCACGUGAUGAACCUCCUGCGCGAGCAGAGCCGGACCCGGCCCAUCUCACCAAAGGAGAUCGAGCGGAUGGUCAGCAUCAUCCACCGCAAAUUCAGCUCCAUCCAGAUGCAGCUCAAGCAGAGCACGUGCGAAGCCGUCAUGAUCCUGCGCUCCCGAUUUCUAGAUGCGCGGCGGAAGAGACGAAACUUCAACAAACAGGCUACAGAAAUCCUGAAUGAGUAUUUCUAUUCCCAUCUCAGCAACCCAUACCCUAGUGAGGAAGCCAAAGAAGAGCUAGCCAAGAAGUGUGGCAUCACAGUCUCACAGGUAUCAAACUGGUUUGGAAAUAAGCGAAUCCGGUACAAGAAGAACAUAGGUAAAUUUCAAGAGGAAGCCAAUAUUUAUGCUGCCAAAACGGCUGUCACUGCUACAAAUGUGUCAGCCCAUGGAAGCCAAGCUAACUCACCCUCAACUCCCAAUUCAGCUGGUUCUUCCAGUUCUUUUAACAUGUCAAACUCUGGAGAUUUGUUCAUGAGCGUGCAGUCACUCAAUGGGGAUUCUUACCAAGGGGCCCAGGUUGGAGCCAACGUGCAGUCACAGGUGGAUACCCUUCGCCAUGUUAUCAGCCAGACAGGAGGAUACAAUGACGGGCUCGCAGCAAGUCAGAUGUAUAGUCCGCAGGGCAUCAGUGCUAAUGGAGGCUGGCAAGAUGCUACUACCCCCUCAUCAGUGACCUCCCCUACAGAAGGCCCUGGCAGCGUCCACUCUGAUACCUCCAACUGAUCUCCCAGCAAAUCGCAUCCCUGGCUGACCCCAGCCCCACUCGGGGCCGGGGGUGGGAGGGGAGGGUGCUCUCCUGACACUGAAGCAGUCAGACUGGAGGUGGAACCAAUCGGCUAAACACAGCAAGAGUCGCCUUCUCUUCUCUUCGUCGGGAUGCUUUUUUCAGCCAAUCUGGACACUUCUUUAUACUCUUUUCCCUUUCUUUUCUGGGCAGAAGCCAUCUCUCCCCUCGCCACCACUCCCUCCCCAACCUUCUCCCUGAAGGAUAUUUUCAACAGUUAGAAGAAUUUAAAGAGGGGGGAAAAAACCAACAACAACAACAAAAGCAUCUGUCCAUUUCCAUGCUGGUGUUUUGAGGAGCCAAAAUUUACCUCACUCCUUUGCUAACAGGCAACCCACUUCCUUCAGCUUUCUUGCGCUCACACUACCUCUUAGCAGGAAUACUUCACAUCCGCUCUCUUCUGCUGCUGCUUCACCACUCUUCUGGUUCUGGGGACAGAGCUAACAGGACGCUUUCCUGUUCUGAAGCAAUCCCAAAACCUCAGUGAGUCACCCCCGGGGCAUUUCCAGUGACAGGGCGGAUAAAUGCAUUCCCAGUGCUGCCAGGCAUGUAGGAAAAGGGAGCAAAACUCCUCUGCUGAGGCUCUCCUUGCUUUCAAAAGGUACCAGGACACUGUGCUUGCACACAGGUGUAAACAGCAAACGCUAACCCUUCCGUCUGCCACCAUGCUUUGCCUCAGACCCCAAACACCAGCCAUUCAGCUCUGCAACAAACACACAUGGCAUUUGCCAGUGUGCAAAGAACCAAAAAUAUCCAAUAUUCUUUGCAUCAUGGUACUUCUAGGAAGGAAACAGCAGAGAGCAGUGAGUGAGAAACUGUGGGCAUCUGUAAUGCUAACACUUAGCACUCAGAUAGUUUUACUCAAUCAAAGCGCUGCAGAAACACCAAUGAGCGAUUGAUGGGGAUGGGGCCGAUUUGCACGACACUUAUGUCUGUAGUGUCUUUUCUUGUUGGCACCGAGAGCGUUGCACUGAAAAGCAAGCCAGGCCUGGCCCAUGUUGUGUUCUGAGUGGGUGUGCAUGCCUACUUGCUGGGGGGCUGGAUGGGCCUGGGGUGCCCCUUCUGCAGUUACAGUGAGAAACAGGCUCAUGUACUCAUUGGUACUAGUUAGCCCUUAAAAGGUGUUCAGAUAGCAUCCUGUGAAUUAGCAGGCAUAAAUGUUCCUUAUAGCCAACAGAUGAGCAAUGAAGACUGAAGGGUGAGGGGAGAGAUGGAUGCACACAGUCAAUACAUAAGUUGAAUGGACUGGAUACUUUCCAUAGCUUUUAAUAAACCAGGUCUGUUUUUGUCAGGGGGGAAAAUGCCCCAUAAACUAAAUAGUUUUCUAGUUUGGGGAUUUCUUUCAAAUUAAGUGCCAGUUUCAGUCCUGCAUCUUUUUGUGAAUCUAAGAUGUGAACUGAUAAGUACUAAAAUAAAUCAUGUAACAUUCCAUCCAGCCAAUCGGCACCCAGGAUCUUUCAGCGUUUUGUAGCAGGAGGGUUUGCGCCCAGUGUUGGUUCUCCUGCAGCGCUUGGUCAGCUGUAGGGAAGAGGGGCUCCUGAUUGGCCAAGAAGGAGGCAGGGUUUAUUCCUGGUGGAACGUUCCAUUGCACACUAACAAAACAAAAUGAGAUAAGGAGGGAAGGAUGUAGCCAACAGUAACUUUUGUGACAGAGUUAAAGUAGAUUGAUCUUUGUCUUCAGCUGGAGGCCUCUCUGGUGUGAGGGUGGCAUUUCAAAUGGAUGAACAUAAAGCAGGGCAGCUUCGGCAGCAAGCCCACUGGGUAGGAGGGCAGCCUGCAUUUAAAGUGCUGCUUGUGCUAUGGGGGGGAAUUGUUGCCUUUAAUAGGCGGGAUGAUAUGAAAAUAUGCUUCAUCUUCUCUUUUACGAACUACAGCCCUGAGCCAGAAAACACAUACGUGCAGUAGUCCCAUUGAUCAAAAUGGGUCUGCUCAGAAGCAACAAGAUAGGCAAGUGUGAGAGUGUCUCAAAAAUCUAAGUCUUAAGAAGAUCACUGUGUGGGGGUUAACUAUGCAUAAAUUGCUAAUAUGCUAAAUUGCAGAGCCAUGUGAUCACCCGUAUCUGUCCAUGCACCUCUGAGCAUAUCACCUGCACUCUGGCCACUGACCUCCACUGGCUUUUUUUCCUACCAAUUCUGGUAUUAGUGUAGAGCAAUUAUUGAGCUGCUUCAAGUAGCCACCAUUUGAAAUCAAAGCUCUGCCAGAAAAAUAGCCAUCCCUCCACUGAAAAAAAUGUAGAUUGAUUUGAGGCCAGACAUGGGCAAUAAACGGUCCUACAAGAGUUUAUGGUCUUGAAACACUGAGCCCCUGCAAAAGCUAGAAUUGGGAGCAUGUUUCUGUUGAAAUGGGAAGGUCCCAACUUACCAACAGGAUAUACAACACUUACUAAUAACCCUGGGAGGCUCCAAGGUAUUGGUUUUGACAUUUGUGCCUAUUUUUUAAGUAGAUGAACUAAUUUGGCUGGAUUAUGUAGGUUUCUAAAAUGUAGAUACUUAGAUCUCCCUCCCGCCCCUGAGUCUUGUACAGUUGGAUUCAAAGCUUUUUAGAAACUUUGGACAAAAAAUGACCAACAAAUUCUCUCACUGUCUCCCUACAAUUUUCCAGUCAGCUGUGGUGCUGAGACACCCAUGGCUACAGGUGGAGGGAUACAAAAAAUAGUCCCAAUUAAGGUCCCACACACACUUUACCCACGGUAAGCAGUUCUCCCACAAGUAGUCCCUGCACUGUAGUUCAUUGUUUUUCAUGGUUGUAACUACUCACCAGUGGGAGUAAAUUGCCCCAUUCGGUCCUAAGCAUUGAAAAAUUGUCUAGGCCAUCCCUACCCGGCAUGUAUAGGACACAUGAUGGGGCAACAUGCUAUCCUUGGACUGACUGGGACAGCGCAUGACGCUGCCAAUUGGGCGGCAUCCCAUCCCACAUCUCUGUCUAUAAAGCUUUUAUACUGCAUCCCGUCAUCACGUAUUCUCUCUUGCCUCGUAGCUAGGUGAUACACACACACACAAACACCAGAUCACCCCCCAGAUGUUCUCCCAAUAUGGCGUCUUGGCUACAUCACAGCCUAAGGCCUUGGUCUAGCCAAGAACUUAAGUGCAUGCUUAACUUGAAGCAUGUGACCAGUCCUGUUGAAGUCAGUGAUUUCAGUUGACAAAUGGGAGUGCUUAUGGGCUUACAGUUCAGCAUGUGCUUAAGUGCUUUGCUGGAGUGGGGUCUGUGGUCCAGAUCCUGUGACUGGUUCUAGACAGGUGGACCCCCCCACACACACACACCCCGCUGGCUGCAUGGUGCCUCAGGGAAAUGAAGAGGCCUCCAUGUAGGUGCAAGGGCCGUCUGCAGAGCCAGCUGUGAUGGUACCUCUUGAAAAUGAAUCAUUUGAGAAACAGAUUUAAAGCCAUGCCAACAUAAAGCAGCCUGCCCCUGGCAAUCCCUGGUCUGCUUGAGAAUCGAAUUGCGCCAUUCACCUCCAGUGCAGCAGGGACCAGUCCUCGGAAGUGGUUAGCUGAAGCUGCAUUUAUCCUCCCUCUCAUUCUCCCAUUCCCCACGGCAUGACAUCGACUCCUUUAUGGUAUUUAAUGCAUCACAUUUUUCGGUUUCCUUUUUCAUUCCUUUUACAUUUGUUGUUGUUGCUGACUGGUCGGUUGCCUUUUUCUCACAAACUUUGAAUUUUUUUUCUUUUUUUCUGCCCAGAAAAUCCUAACUUCGAUACCAAAAAAACAAAAUGGAAUAAAAACAAAACAAAAACAAAAACAAAAAAACUUGCAGAAAAUUUAAAAAAAAAUUAAAAAAAUAAAAAUAAAAAAAAAAACCUUGACGAUUCUUUCAGCUUUAUUAACAUUUUCCAUUGUUUCUUGCGAUUUGUGUCUUGUUCUUUGUAGCAUUGAUGAUAAUGAACAUUUGAUAAUGAAUGUUCUUGUAUAUUCAGAUAAAGGAAAAAAACCAAAAAAGCAGUCUGAAUUUAAUAGUGUUUAUAAUAAAAAAAAAAAUAAUUAAAAAUGACCUUCAUAGCACGCAAAAGUGAACGGGGAAGAAUUUCCACUCCAGUUCUUUCUGUGGCAAAAAGCGCUUCAUUCCUGUAUAGUUUAUAACACCAAACUACCUACAUUCAUCUUCUCUUUUGGUUUUUUUUUUUCCUUUUUUUUUUUUAAUUUUAUUUUGUUUUUAAUUUUUCUUGCAUUUGUGAAUUAGUUCAAGAAUGCUAGAAAACUGUAGAGUUGUGCACACUCAUUUCCUCUUACACAAUGUUUAAAAAGUGACAGUAAUUCAUUUUGUAAAACUUAAAAAAAAAAAUGGUUGGAAUAGUGAGCAUAAUAGGUACAUUCUAACACUUUAUGUUUAUUAACCUUGAGACCCAGUUAAUUACAUUUUCUUUUUGUUUUGUGUUCCUGUUUUUUUCCUUUUGGGGGCAAUUAUGAUGAGGAUGAUGAUGAUGAUUAUUAUUAUUUUUAAAUUGUCCAAGACUAUGGCCUUGUAAACUUCCCUUCCUCCACUUUUGAUGUAUAUUCAAUGUGAUGUGAAAAGCUUAAUUGGCAAAAAUCCAUUUUUUUUGGUUUGAUUUUUCUUGUGGAAUUGGAUCUGCUGUGAAAGGACUUCACUGUGUUCCCCUUCCUUGAAAAUUCAAACAUUGCCGAUCUUGAGCUCGCUCAAGUUCAGUGGAAGUUAUGAGCCUAAAUACCUUUGUAGAGCUGGGCCUAAGUGCCAUGGUGUGGGCCAAGACACUCAUCCUGCUAGGUGCUGAGUGCUUCAGCAAAGGGAUGAGCACUUGCAGGGGCAAGAUUUAGCUAUGGACCCAAAACCACACCUACUUAGCAAAGCUUUUCAGCAUGUGCUUAAGUGCAGUUAUGGUCAACUGAGCACACGGUGAAAGUUAAGCACUUGCUAAACAUAAGGAUGUUUCAAAGGAAUUUAAGGUUGUUCAGCACCCAGAUCCCAUUGCAUCUCUGUCUUAGGUGCUGUUGAAAAUCCCAGGCUGAACUGCUUUGCUGAAUAGGGAUGGACUUCAUACUCAAAUGCUUUCCUGAAUCAGGGCCCCUGUGAAAUGGAAGACUUAGUCUCUGAGCUCAACCCUUUCAAAUUGUAGCAGACCCAGCCUUUCACCGCACAGCUGGCAGUUUCUGUCUAUAAUUCUGAGCUCUGUCAAAUGAUAGGGUUUUGCCUUCCUUUUCAUGACUGAUCCCAGCAAAAUCUUGCUGCUUCUCCUAGGGCUUGAUCAAACCUCAUUAAAGCCAAUGAAAGGCUCCAGUGAACUUCAGAUCAGGUCUAAAAGCACUGGCCCAAAACACGAUGUUUACAAAAAUAUCACUCCAGAACUUUGGUCGUUACCAUAGACUACAUCAAUAUUUUGAAUAAAUGGAUCCUCCUAUUCUGAUCACCUUGUUAGAACUGGUGUGGAGUUUUUUUUCUCUCUCGUGUAUUGAGAAGCUUCCCUGUUUCCUCGUUGCCUGAUCUAAACUCAGUUAGGACCUCAUCCAAAGCCUACUGACGUCAAUGGAAAUACUUUUUCACACAGCGUGUAAUUAGACUGUGGAACUCAUUGCCACACGAUGUCACCGAGGUCAAGAAUAUAGCAAGAUUCAAAAAGAAGUUGAAGAUUUAUAUGGAUAACAAGGAUACCUAGAGUUACAAUACUAAUAAAGAGUAUUGAAAGGGAGAGGAAAAAACUCAUGUUUCAGGGAUUAAACCAAUCUAUUAGGGCUCAGGAUGAGCCCUUCAUGGGCCGGAGGGAGGGAGGGAGGUCGCUCCACAUCUGCUUGACGUGGAGUUUCUUGCACCUUCCUCGGAAGCAUCCCUUGCUUGCCACUGUUGGAGACAGGAUACUGGAUUAUACAGAUCAUGGGUCUGGACCAGUAUGACUGUCUUACGAAAAGAAUUCCGCAUACCUCAAGUGGGCUUUGGAUCAGGCGCUAAGGUAGAACAGUGCAUGAACUGGACAGGAAGUUUGGAGAUGAGUAAGAUCUGGGCCUGUGGCCUCCGAUCCUGUGACCACUUACACGUGCUUAAAUUUACACGCAUCAGGAGGCGACUGUUUUCACUGGGCCACCUCCCAUGCAGAAAGUUAAGCACAUGUAUAAGUGUUUGUAGAACCAGAGGGCUGUAUUUGGAAGGCAGAUGUAGUUAGCAUGAUAAAGGAAAUUAAAAUACCAGUUACCUCCUGAAAAUGAUACAGUUAAAGGUCCCAGUUCAAGAGGAGAGGUUUAUAAAACCAUUAAUUUUAACUUUUUUUUUCUUUUAAAGAGAUCCAAAAAAAACCCCUCAACUUUUCACAUCACUAAUUGAUUUUGCUUUUUAUCUUGAAGCUUCCUAGAAUACUUUAGCUUUCACACUCACGGUAGUGUUAUAAUUAUUAAAAUAUAAAUCAGACAUUGCAGGGUUUUUAAAAAAAUAAUUCGCACUGCAAACCCUUUUCUUCUUGUAAAGAUGUUCCAGUUGUUCUGAAUUGCUUUUUCUUUGCUUUGCUUUGCCUUUUUUUUUUCUAAUGGAUUCCGAUUAUAAAACCUAAAAAGACUCUGCUGUGACUUGGUUUUGAAACUUUAAGCUUUUCUGCUUCUGUAAAGACAAAGGCCUAUGUCUUUUUGACCCCAACUGAAACUUUUAUGUUCUAUAAUGUUACUAACAAGGUGUAGGUUUUACAGUCUCCUGAUUUGUACUGGUAAUGCAUAUUCCAAAUAAAUAGUUUCUUUUGUUGCAAA